Molecule: messenger RNA, 1917 nt
Organism: Aspergillus uvarum CBS 121591
Lineage: Eukaryota; Fungi; Ascomycota; Eurotiomycetes; Eurotiales; Aspergillaceae
Exons: 1
Coding region: 167-1786 (539 amino acids)
Source: RefSeq, a predicted model, not a curated record
CGGAAGACGUCAUGUUUCACGGAGGAAUUAACGAUGAUCAGGCAAGCUGCCACUUGUUUACAGCGAGUUUGUGGACCUUCCCGAUGAACCGAUGGCGACGGACAGUCUUCUUCAGCCACAUGACAAUAUCGAGAGUACCAGCGACGAGCGAGACGCGUCCACGUCGAUGCACGAGAACCUUGUUAUCAGCGAGCCGGACGAAUUAGCGACGGGUGGCCUCCCGGAGACCCCUACGAAGUUGGUGCCCGGUGCGCCCUACCCCCGCACGCUACCUGGCGAUUCGGAGGGUUUGUCCCCCGGUUUGGACGGGGACAUAACAAACAUAAAAGGGCACGAGAUCAGUCAUGCUUCGCCGUUUACUGUGUUUAGUCCGGUUGUCGGAGGGUCACAUACUGAUUCGCCUACUACAAAUACUGCGGAGGAAGACAGUAAUGAUGAUGGUGAUGCCGCUGCUACGAUCAAGGAGGUCCUGCUGAGCGCGACGAAGCUGGACUCGAAUCCGGAGGUCCCUGCUAUCGUCCCCGAUAUUACCGUCGAGCAGGAGUCGACUAUUGUGCGGUCAGCUUUGCGCAGUUCGUUGGGCGGAGAGGACGCCGAACUACUGAGCAACUUCCUCUCCAAGGCCCAGGCCAAGCGUGACGCCAAGGCUGCUGCCGCUGCCGCUGAGACCGAGGUUGCUGCUGAGAUAGAAGCUGCUGAGGCCGCAGAGAUGGUCGCAAAGAAGGCCGUGUCGGUCGAGAAGGAGGAUGAAGCCAAGAAGAUGCAGGAAACGUCACCGGUCGAGAUGCCGACUCCGCCGUCGCGGCGCGCGUUGGAGGAUCUCGACGCCAACUCGCCCUCGCCGCAAAAACCGCAGCGGGUAUCACCCACCAAGUCGCUCGAGAACGAGAAUCAAGAAAUCGGCAGCCCGCGUCGUAGCACACGUCCGCGUGCCCCACCGGUACGCCCCUCUACCGUGGCGGCUGCAGUGCGCAGCACCUUCGCCCUCCGCCGUGCCAAGGGCAACGAAUUUGUCUUCCUCCAGCGGACCGAGGCCCAGGAGCUCGCUCUGGCCACGAAACGCAAUACGCGGUUCAACAAAGGCAGCUCCACCAUGCCAAAGCAGACACUGCAUGUUCUCCAAAUUCACAAAAGCUACACCACCCCAAUCGGUGACGAUAAAGCCAGUCCUGCUCCAGUUGCCGCAGAAACUGCAAAGGCCAAGAAACAUGUGUCUUGGAACAAUAACCGACUCGUGGAGUUCGAAGGUGAAGACGCCAAUGCGACCGGUCACAAACAUGACGUCGCUGGUGUGGGCCGUGGGGUAACGCAUCAGCGCAGCACGGACAAACCCUCCGAUAUGAAAAGAAAGGCAGCCAGUGGCCGCACGACUCGGUCGCAGACGGGGCAGAAGAUUGGUGGUGAGACGGGGCCCGAUGCAGCGACUACUGCGCCCGCUACUGCAACACCGCGGGCGCGGCGCGUGCGCGGAGCGCCCGAAACCACAGCCGUCGCUACUGCUGUUGCUGUUGCCGUUGCUGCUGCUGCUGCUGCUGCUCCCACUUCUUCUCCUACCUCGUCGUCUGCAUCUUCCGGCAACGAUAGCCCCCUUGGUCAACGCAAGAAGUUGAUCCCCAAGUCCCCCAGAAAGACGCUCGAGACCCCGUCCAAGGAGAGCAGUGCCACUGCCAGCAUGACGAGCCGCAGCAGCAAGACAUCACUCCGCAGCAGUAGCACGAAGACGAGUCUGCUGAAGGUCAAUGCGGGAUCGACGCCGAUUGCCAGACGGAUUCGCUCACGCUCGUGAGGGCCGUGGAGGCGCAGGGGGUCGUGUGUGAUUGUUUGAUUAUUUGUACAUAACAUACUAGCAUGUAUGGCGUGGGUUUUCUUACUGGAUGCAUAGGAUAGGCGCUUGGGGUGUUAUCUCGUUUAUUCGGG